Molecule: messenger RNA, 225 nt
Organism: Clonostachys byssicola
Lineage: Eukaryota; Fungi; Ascomycota; Sordariomycetes; Hypocreales; Bionectriaceae
Source: the annotation of a GenBank genome assembly
AUGGGCUUCUUUGUCAUGGCUUCCCUCGGGGAGAUGGCGGCGCUUCUACCCAUAAACAAAAGCUUUGGUGGCUAUCUUCGGAAUAUUGAUCCAGCCGUCGGGUUUGCUAUCGGAUGGAAGCACUUCUUCAAGAAUGAAGAGCUCAAUGGCCUUCAUCAAGGGCUCCAGGCUCUCCGCGCCAAGCUCUUCUACCAGCUGAGCAAUGUCUACAAGAGAAGACGAUAG